Molecule: messenger RNA, 1095 nt
Organism: Lathyrus sativus (Indian pea)
Lineage: Eukaryota; Viridiplantae; Streptophyta; Magnoliopsida; Fabales; Fabaceae
Source: the annotation of a GenBank genome assembly
AUGGAGUCGCAAUCUUCAAGAUCCGAAUCACGAACCGACCCUCUUCACAACCCAUCCAUCAAAAACCCGUUAGACGGACUCUGCCACGACCUCCACUCCCUCCAAGACCUAGCCAACCGCGGCGCGUGGCGUUCCAUUAUCGACAAAGUCUCACGCGCCAGAGCCCUCUCUCUUCUCCAAAAACCUCACGACCACCUCACCUAUCUCGCCUUCAACGCCCUCGCAUUCACCAAACUACGUCGUUUCAAUGAAGCUUCUUCCGAACUCGAUUCUGUCGAAGAUCUCGAUAGUUCACAUUACCAAUACGAAACUUAUCCUAAAAUCUACCCUAAUCGUGUCGGAUCUAUGGUUCCUUUCUCCCUCCGGUGGCUCCACGCCCUAAUUCCGAUCAAAUUAGGUCAACGACAACAAGGAAUAGAUCGGUUAUACGGUCUCCUCGAUUUCGUGCGUGAGAAGAUUACUACCAAGGAAAACAACAAUCUAAGCGAUUCAGUUCGUGUAUGGAGAAAAAGAGAGGUUUUUGUUGUGAAUUGUAUAAUUGGUCACCAUUUGAGUCACAAAGAGUUUGGUGUUUGUUUAAGCUUGAUGAAAAGUUUACUCUCUCGCAAUUCUUCCGAUCCAUAUUUGAUUUCGCAACUUGGGUAUAUUCAAUUACAAACUGGUGACUUGGAAGGUGCGAAAGCUUCGUUUUUGAAAGCUGAAGUUGAUGGGAAGAACAAUGGGACGUUGAGUGAGGUCGAGUUUAUGAAUCUUGUGAAUAGAAACAAGGCUUUGGUGUAUAUGGUUGGGAAGGAUUAUGUAUCUGCGGUGAGGGAGUAUGAAGAGUGCAUUGUAAGGGAUCAUACUGAUAUAGUGGCUUUUAACAAUAAAGCUCUUUGUUUGAUGUAUUUGAGGGAUUUGUCGGAUUCAAUCAAGGUGUUGGAAAAUGCUCUUGAAAGGGUUCCUACGGUUGCGCUCAAUGAGACACUGGUUGUUAAUUUGUGUAGUAUGUAUGAGUUGGCUUAUGUUAAUCACUCGGAUAUUAAGAGAACGCUUAGUAGUUGGAUUGCUCGUGUUGCUCCUGAUGAUUUUGAUGCGACGUGUACGCGAACAUGA